Peromyscus leucopus (white-footed mouse) is the source of this 1392-nucleotide messenger RNA. RefSeq names its product microfibrillar-associated protein 1-like. Gene Ontology annotation, molecular function: RNA binding. NCBI's taxonomy places the organism in Eukaryota, Metazoa, Chordata, Mammalia, Rodentia, Cricetidae. Gene Ontology annotation, cellular component: U2-type spliceosomal complex. The transcript has a single exon. The record is from RefSeq and is a predicted model, not a curated record. Gene Ontology annotation, biological process: mRNA splicing, via spliceosome. Bases 12 to 1331 code for a protein of 439 amino acids.
CAGCCAUCACCAUGUCGGUCCCAAGCGCACUCAUGAAGCAGCCGCCCAUUCAGUCUACGGCUGGGGCGGUCCCAGUUCGCAAUGAGAAAGGUGAGGUUUCAAUGGAAAAAGUGAAGGUAAAACGUUAUGUGUCUGGAAAGAGACCAGAGUAUGCCCCUAUGGAGUCCUCAGAGGAAGAGGAUGGAGAAUUUCAAUUCAUUAAGAAAGCUAAGGAACAAGAAGCAGAACCUGAGGAGCAGGAAGAGGAUUCAUCCAGUGACCCCCGACUUCGGCGUUUACAGAAGCGCAUUAGUGAAGAUGUGGAAGAGAGAUUGGCUCGACACCGGAAAAUAGUGGAACCUGAAGUGGUAGGAGAAAGUGACUCAGCAGUAGAAGGAGAUGCUUGGCGCAUGGAACAGGGAGAUAGCAGCAAAGAAGAGGAGGAAGAAAUUGAGGAUGAGGAAAUAGAGCGGCGCCGUGGCAUGUUGCGUCAGCGAGCACAGGAGAGGAAAAAUGAGGAGCUGGAAGUCAUGGAAGUGGAAGAUGAAGGUCACUCUGGGGAGGCGUCGGAGUCAGAGCCUGAGUCUGAGGAGUACACAGACAGUGAAGAGGAGAUGGAGCCUCGACUUAAGCCUGUCUUCAUUCGAAAGAAGGACCGGGUGACAGUUCAAGAGCGAGAAGCUGAGGCACUGAAACAGAAGAAGCUGGAACAGGAAGCAAAGCUCAUGGCUGAGGCAUGUCGCAAGUACACACUGAAGAUUGUAGAAGAAGAGACCAAGAAAGAGCUGGAGGAGAACAAGCGGUCUCUCGCCGCACUGGACGCACUCAAUACUGAUGACGAAGAUGAGGAGGAGGAGCACGAGGCAUGGAAAGUCCGAGAGCUCAGAAGAAUCAAGAGGGACAGAGAAGACCGAGAAGCGCUUGAAAAGGAGAAAGCAGAAAUUGAACGCAUGCGAAACCUGACUGAGGAAGAAAGGCGGGAUGAACUUCGGGCAAAUGGCAAAGUCAUUACCAACAAAGCUGUUAAGGGCAAAUACAAGUUUUUACAAAAGUAUUAUCACCGGGGUGCCUUCUUCAUGGAUGAGGAUGAAGAGGUCUACAAGAGAGAUUUUAGUGCACCUACUCUUGAGGACCAUUUCAACAAAACCAUUCUUCCAAAAGUCAUGCAGGUCAAGAAUUUUGGACGGUCUGGUCGUACCAAGUACACCCACCUUGUGGAUCAAGACACCACUUCCUUUGACUCUGCAUGGGGCCAAGAGAGUGCCCAGAACACAAAGUUCUUUAAACAAAAGGCAGCUGGGGUACGUGAUGUAUUUGAGCGACCAUCUGCUAAGAAGAGGAAAACCACCUAGGCUUCAACUGCUUAUUCCAACGUGGGACACAAGGGGAGCUGGUCCUCAAUUUUCAUUAACC